AAAGAGGAGGCCGAAGGCUGACGCGGCGGUGUCUGGCAGAGCAACUGCUGCCAUGGAGCGGGACGGGGAACAGCUGUCCGCGCGCCCGGCUCUUGAGACAGAGGGGCUGCGUUUCUUGCACGUCACUGUGGGCUCAUUGCUGGCCACCUACGGCUGGUACAUCGUCUUCAGCUGCAUCCUUCUGUAUCUGAUCUUUCAGAAGCUCUCCACGCGCCUGCGGGCCUUGAGGCAGAGGCAGCUGGACCGAGCCGCGGCUGCUGUGGAACCUGAUGUUGUUGUGAAACGACAAGAGGCCUUAGCAGCUGCUCGCCUGAAAAUGCAAGAAGAACUCAACGCACAGGUGGAAAAACAUAAGGAAAAACUCAGACAGCUCGAAGAAGAAAAAAGGAGACAGAAGAUCGAAAUGUGGGACAGCAUGCAAGAAGGAAAGAGCUACAAAGGACGUGCCAGGAAGCCUCAGGAAGAAGACAGGCCUGGACCUUCCACCUCCUCAGCCGUUCCGAAGCGAAAGCCAGACAGAAAGCCUUUGCGAGGAGGUGGUUACAACCCUUUGUCGGGGGAAGGAGGUGGAGCCUGCUCCUGGAGGCCUGGGCGCAGAGGCCCCACACCUGGUGGAUGAGGCUAAGAAACCUUGCCGGUGUCCACUGUGGCACUAAGCAAGGCGAACCCUUCAACCUCCCGCCUUCGAUUGCCUUAACGCACACUUUUUCACAGUGACUAAAAAGCCCAGGGGCCGUCAGGCUUAUUUCUGUUCUUAACACCUCCAGCUGCGUCUAAGAGUGGACGUCAGCACUGCCCGGUGCCAACCAGGUGGUAGCAGGUCACGUCGGUUACCACUGACUCGGUCCUUAACGUGGGUAAGCUAGUCCGUAGAUCACAAAAGAGUCCUCAAGUAACGAUCCUCAAUACAGAUGUUUGGAGUCCUGACUGUGACCAGGACAGUCUCUGUGACAGGUGGCGUUGAAUGACGUCUUCCUUGUAAAUGGUGAGCCCACCAGCAAGGAUUACUGAGGCUGACAGGUGAUGGGGUUGGGGUUUUUUCUGUAUAUUUAUUUCCAUGUACAGAAAACUUUGUGAAAUAAAAACUUUUAAACUGCAAAA
Molecule: messenger RNA, 1101 nt
Organism: Artibeus jamaicensis (Jamaican fruit-eating bat)
Lineage: Eukaryota; Metazoa; Chordata; Mammalia; Chiroptera; Phyllostomidae
Gene: SELENOS
Product: selenoprotein S
Exons: 6
Coding region: 53-619 (188 amino acids)
Biological process (GO): retrograde protein transport, ER to cytosol; endoplasmic reticulum unfolded protein response
Cellular component (GO): Derlin-1-VIMP complex; Derlin-1 retrotranslocation complex; endoplasmic reticulum membrane
Source: RefSeq, a predicted model, not a curated record